This is a messenger RNA of Rhagoletis zephyria (snowberry fruit fly), 1060 nucleotides long. Its product is annotated as protein MNN4-like. NCBI's taxonomy places the organism in Eukaryota, Metazoa, Arthropoda, Insecta, Diptera, Tephritidae. The record is from RefSeq and is a predicted model, not a curated record.
GUUAAUGUUCCGAUGAAUGUAGCAUCAGGAGGACCUGGCAGUAUGAUGGUACCACCGCUACGCGCGUCUGCGCCCAUGACUUCCGUUUCUUUGAAAUCGCCAACCGUUUCAGUGCAGGGAUAAAAAGCAGUUGCCGAAAGUGAUAUCAUGGCCUUCUAUACAACUCGGGUUGAUGACAGUGGUAAUGAAAUUGAGCGACGCCACUCGGCUCGUAGUUUAGCAAUUUCAGUAGGUGCCAGCAGUACCAGUGCCAGUACCUCUCGCGUCAUCCUAAGUUCACGAAGCUGUGAAACAAAGUCAAGCGUGAGGUACAUAAAUCGUGCUGCUUUUAUUGAAAAAACUCCCGACCAAAGCGAAACAAGUAGUAUAAAUGAAGAUAAUAAACCCCAUCCACCAUCCGAGAAUCACAGUGAUAUUGUUCCACCCUUGGACCUCCAGUCGGAAGAUAAUUACCCUACUACCAGAGACUACACUUUUUCAUAUCGCAAACACUGCGAAGCGGCUAAAAUUGUUUUAAAGCCUGAUUUAGCUUAUGAAACCUGGUUAUCUGCCAAAAGAAAACUUAUAUCAGAUGAAGCUUCCCGUCGACGAAGAGCUGAAGAGCAGAAGCACAAGGAGCAAGAGGCGAGAAAGCGUCUUUCUGAAGAAAAGUUUCACCAAUGGCUGAAAACAAAAUCCGGUCAAACUCGUUCGCGUGAAAAAAUUAAGCUACAGAUUGAACAGGAAGAAAAACCAUCGAAGUCUCUUAUUAGCGAAGAAGAAGCGCAAGCAAAAUUAGAGGCCUGGGAACGUGCCAAACAGCUGGAGGAGGAACGUCGCCGAAAUCUCAAGAAGGAAGAGGAAGAACGACGCCGUUCAAUUGAAGAACAGCGACGUCAAAUGGCGGCAGAGGCUUGGAAAAAAUGGCUUGCUGAAGUGGAUAAGAAACCACGACCGGUUCCUCUCAACCGCGGGAUCUUCACUUUGCGCGGUACCAUUUCCGACAUUUUCGUCAACCCGAACAAGUGGCAAAGCACAAUACCAAUAGAUGAAGAAUGAUUCACUGGAUUGAAAUUUCAGU